AACAGUCUUGAAGUCAGCAUGGACAUGAAUUUGUCAGCGCGUUGUGCUUUGGUUCUUUUUCUGUUGGCAUUUGUAGAUUUGAAAAUAGUCUCUGCUGCAGAACCGGGAGGCACAUCUACAGCAAAGCCUGGAGUGUGCCCUGUUAGACAAUGGGACGUGGGGAUAUGUGCAGAGCUAUGUUCCAAUGACAGUGACUGCCCCAAUGAUGAAAAAUGCUGCCACAAUGGAUGUGGGCGUAACUGCAUUGCACCUAACACAGCAAAGCCUGGAGUGUGCCCUCGUAGACCAUGGGGCAGAGGGACGUGUGCAGAGUUCUGUUCCAAUGACAGUGACUGCCCCAAUGAUGAAAAAUGCUGCUUCAAUGGAUGUGGGCAUAACUGCAUUGCACCGACACAGAGGUUCACGCCGGACUUGAGUCUUGAAGUCAGCAUGGACAUGAAUUUGUCAGCGCGUUGUGCUUUGGUUCUUUUUCUGUUGGCAUUUGUAGAUUUGAAAAUAGUCUCUGCUGCAGAACCGGGAGGCACAUCUACAGAAAAGCCUGGAGUGUGCCCUACACCAUCGGGCCCGGGGCUUUGUGUAGAGUCAUGUUCCCAUGACAGUGACUGCCCCAAUGAUAAAAAAUGCUGCUCCAAUGGAUGUGGGCAUGUCUGCAUUGCACCGUACACAGCAAAGCCUGGAGUGUGCCCUCGUAGACGAUGGGGUUCAGGGACGUGUGCAGAGUUAUGUUCCCAUGACAGUGACUGCCCCAAUGAUGAAAAAUGCUGCUACAAUGGAUGUGGGCAUGACUGCAUUGCACCGUACACAGCAAAGCCUGGAGUGUGCCCUCGUAGACGAUGGGGUUCAGGGACGUGUGCAGAGUUCUGUUCCAAUGACAGUGACUGCCCCAAUGAUGAAAAAUGCUGCCACAAUGGAUGUGGGCAUAACUGCAUUGCACCGACACAGAACAACAACCCAACCCCUCCGAGUUUUUCAACUGGUCGUUCAGAACUGCCCCGCUUCCGUUUAUUUGAACGAUGCCCAACGUUUUUUCAUACUGAACGCGGUCCAGGUCUCUCUUCUAUUAAAUCUAUUUGGACUAUUUGCUCCAAGUACAGUCUUGAAGACAGUUUGGAAAUGAAUUCGUCAGCGCUUUGUGCUUUGGUUAUUGUUCUGUUGGCAUUUGAUUUGAAAAUAAUCUCUGCUGCAGAAACUGGAGGCAAUUCUACAGUGCCAAUCCUCCCAAAGGCAGGUCAGUGCCCGCGGCUUCUGAACGUGGUGCCAUCACAAAAGGGAUGCUUUUGCGAUGAGGACUGUCCUGGAGAUGACAAAUGCUGCGUAUUUGACUGCGGCGCAGUGUGUGUCCCACAUGCCUUCACAAAGCCUGGAGUGUGCCCUCGCAGACGAUGGGGUUCAGGCAUGUGUGCCGAGUUCUGUUCCAAUGACAGUGACUGCCCCAAUGAUGAAAAAUGCUGCCACAAUGGAUGUGGGCAUGAGUGCAUUGCACCGUACACAGUGAAACCUGGUCGCUGUGCCCUGCCUAAGGGGACCCCCAUGUGUGCUGAGUUCUGUUACCAUGACGGCCAGUGCCCCGAGGAACAGAAGUGUUGCCGGACAACCUGCGGCCACGCCUGCAGUGAGCCCUGCUCAUAGGACAGCAAGGUUUGGGUCUGGAGAGAAGUGACAACACUCAUAGACUCCUCAAAUCAUUUCAAUAAAAAAAAGAAGAGUUCUCCUUCAAGAAGAGGAAUGCUUGUUGUUUUUUUUUAAGGGGGAGUUGUACUUGUUUGUAUUCCAAUCAAUAAAGCGGUAUGUGCAGCCUUUA
This is a messenger RNA of Oncorhynchus nerka (sockeye salmon), 1801 nucleotides long. RefSeq lists its product as uncharacterized. The record is from RefSeq and is a predicted model, not a curated record. Gene Ontology annotation, molecular function: serine-type endopeptidase inhibitor activity. NCBI's taxonomy places the organism in Eukaryota, Metazoa, Chordata, Actinopteri, Salmoniformes, Salmonidae. Gene Ontology annotation, cellular component: extracellular region. The coding region runs from base 19 to 1629 and encodes 536 amino acids. The transcript is spliced from 12 exons.